CAAAACAAAAUACUCUCACUAGAAGUUCAUUUUUCCCUGGAUAAAUAAUUAAGAAUUACCCAACUGAGUCAGUGCUCCACCACAACAUCACUCUCUCUCUCUCUCUAACAAGUUUUUUGGUUCAUCCAAAAAGUCAGCGCCAUCCUUUGUGCCUCUAAUCUCACCCUCUGUCUCAGUCUUAAUUUGCUCUCUACCAGUUGUCUCCAUCGGGCAUAACAGAAACUGAAGCACCACCAAUUACAACUGAGAUUUCUUCUGCAAGAAUUUCUAGAUAUAUAUACCCGCAAACCAAUUAUUCUCUCUGAAAAAUGACUCAUGAGGAUUGGGAUCUCUUUGCCUUAGUUAGAAGUUGCAAAGCUGCUACCUUUACUGCCACCACAAACACAGAAACCCCACCCACCACCACCCCCAACACUACCUCUUGCUUGGAUUUGAGCCAAGAAAAUGGCUCAUUAUUCUCUUUUCCCAGUCUUGUGCAACCAACAACAAAUGGGUUCCAAGAGCUUCAACAUCAACAAUUAGUAAUAAACUUCAACCCCACCAACACCACCAGCACCACUACUAGCACUAGCACUAUCACUAGUGAUCUUGGCAUCAAUCCCAACUCCACUUUGUCUGAGGUUGUGGGAUUCAUUGGACAACAGCAAGGUUACCACCACCAUCUCCUUCCUGCUCCCACAAAUCACACCUCCAUUGGAACACCCACCACUACUGGUUUUGACAGAUUCCAACACCACCAACAACAGCAACUCCAAAGCCCAGAACAAAACCAACCACCCCCUCAAGCACCCCAAACAAGUCCCAUCCUUUCACCAACCACACAACCGCAAACACCCAGAUCAAGAAAAAGAAAAAGCCAACAGAAGAAAAUGGUGUGCCAUGUAACCGCAGACAACCUGUCAUCAGACUUGUGGGCAUGGCGAAAAUAUGGACAAAAACCCAUCAAAGGCUCUCCAUAUCCAAGGAACUAUUACAGAUGCAGUAGCUGCAAAGGCUGCGUCGCGAGAAAGCAAGUAGAACGAAGCACCACCGAACCCAACACGUUCAUCGUGACCUACACCGGCGACCACAAACACGCGAAACCUGUUCACCGGAACUCCCUCGCGGGAAGCACCAGAACCAAGCCAUCCACGACCCGUUUAUCCGAACCCAAUGAAUCCGUGUCUUGCCCAAAAAAAGAAAACGCAUGUUCUUCAAAUUCCGAGCUUUCUCCAAUGUUGUCAGUUUCUGACACGCUGGAAAACGAGGAAACGGUCUCGGCCAGCGAACCCGAUUGCCCUGACAUGGAAAUUGAGCCCUCUGAUAACGACGACGUUUUGAUACCUAACACGGGUGCCAUGUCCGACGCUGUUCUCUUGGGCUUGACCAAUGUUGAACGCGACGGCGUUUCGACGUCAGAAAAACACUUCCGGGUCGAGACAGUCUUAUCCGGAACCCGACCCGAUUUCCAACCCGGUUUAGAUUCUUCAGCUCUUCGCCGCACAAAACUCGCCGACCUUCAUGAUGAUUGUAAUUUGUAAGUUCUAUUUUUCUUUUAUAGAUAUAAUUAUAGUUUUAGUUUCUAAUUACAGUAUGUAUAAAUAUUAAUGUUUAUAUUCUAUUUUUAUUAUUAGACCCCAACCUUAUAUU
Messenger RNA from Glycine soja, 1629 nucleotides. RefSeq names its product probable WRKY transcription factor 27. Gene Ontology annotation, cellular component: nucleus. The record is from RefSeq and is a predicted model, not a curated record. Bases 309 to 1520 code for a protein of 403 amino acids. NCBI's taxonomy places the organism in Eukaryota, Viridiplantae, Streptophyta, Magnoliopsida, Fabales, Fabaceae. Gene Ontology annotation, biological process: regulation of DNA-templated transcription. Gene Ontology annotation, molecular function: DNA-binding transcription factor activity; transcription cis-regulatory region binding. The transcript is spliced from 3 exons.